Molecule: messenger RNA, 1964 nt
Organism: Gilbertella persicaria
Lineage: Eukaryota; Fungi; Mucoromycota; Mucoromycetes; Mucorales; Choanephoraceae
Exons: 3
Coding region: 27-1910 (627 amino acids)
Biological process (GO): regulation of DNA-templated transcription
Cellular component (GO): nucleus
Molecular function (GO): zinc ion binding; DNA-binding transcription factor activity, RNA polymerase II-specific
Source: RefSeq, a predicted model, not a curated record
AUUUUUUCUACUUUUUUUGUUAGUUCAUGCUUCGAAAAAAGCCCUGUCAAUAUUGUAAACUCAGGAGGAGGAAAUGUGAAAAGCCCUCAGAUACAGGGCCCUGUAAACUUUGUUUUAGACUGAAAAAGAAAUGUAUACCAUCAGAAGAAACAGUUCCAGAGGAAUAUAGUCAUGAACAACAACUCGUAAACCAAAAAUACGAAAAACUCUACUUUCAAUCUAAAUAUCUCGAGAAACAGCUUGCCGAUCUCGACACUGAGAUCGAGAAAGAAAAGGCAUUGACCAAAGAAGAAAAACAGUGGCAGCUUGAAUUCAGACAUGGAAAGCUACACCUAAUAUCGAGAAUUAAUGAUUUUCAGGACUUGAUGCAGUUUAGCGAAUCUUCCAUUCGCUUCUUGUCGCCGUUUGGCAAUACAUUUUAUCCGGAUAAGCUGGAUUUUCGAUUGACGAAGUCUGGUGUAGUGGAUAGAUUAUUCAGUAUGAUUGUACAAAACUACAAUGAGUUACCAAUGUCUUCGUCUUCCCCUCAAAUGAUCAAGCAUCGUUUUGCCACUGGACUUGUGCAGUACAUUGACCCAGGAACAUUUGUGCCUCAAUUGAUUGACAACUACUUUACAUGUAACUAUAAUGCUGUACCACUCCUACAUGAAUCAACGUAUCGAGCACACCUCAAAACAUUAAAAAACCCUCUUACUGAUAUAGUCACCAUGAGUAUAUGUACAGUAGCUUCCAUAAGCUUCUGCACCAAGCACAGCAUAUUUGAGAUUGAUGAACGUCGUUUUAUGUCCGAAAUAUAUUACGAUUUGUGUAUGGAUCAAUUAUUGCAGACCUUCGACGAUCAGGAACGAGCAUUAGAAUGUUUGGUUUCUAUCAAUUUACUUCAGAGCUUUAUGAUGAUAACAAUGCGAUUUGGCGAAAGCUAUAAAUGGAACGCUAUUGCGGCAACCCUAACUGCCAAUCUUCAAUCCGAAUACUCGGACUUUUUGAAAGGCAAAGACCAACAAGACCUCAAGACACGUAUUCGUUAUGCUUUAGUGCAUCGCAAUGUGGCUCAUAUGCAGAAUGCCAUGGACUUUGAUGGAGUGAUUAGGAUGCAUAAAGGCAAAGAACUAAAUCUAUCAGACUAUCUUUAUUAUGACAUUUUACCAGACGACUCGGAGAGAUGCAAACGCAUGUUAGUGGCAACAAAUCAUUGGCUCAAUCUGUGCUAUCUUCCUGGAUUUAGGCGUAUUGUAGAGUUAGAAAUGCAGUGUUAUCGAGGCGAAAAGGUUGUGUUCAGAUUUGAAGAAUUGGUUCAGUUUGAGCAGACAGUGGCUCAAUGGUGGAACGCACUAUCGAACGAUUUAAAGAUAUCUCAAGCACCUUAUGGUCUUACCAAAGACGCAGUUCAAUCCUGUCAUGAUAUCACCAAAUUAUUAAUGGCAAUGGAGCUCUAUACCAAACUAAUGAGCUUUCAAAGUUGCUUGUUGUUUCCUGGCUCUAUCAAAGGUUUGCAUGACAUUUACAGUAUUGUCAAAGACAGAGCUACCUAUUUGUGUCUACAUAUUGCAGAGAUAUGCUUGGUUAUUGUCAAAAGAAUUGAUGACCUUGAGACAGUCUGCCUUGACCCAUUCACAUACGUCUUACGGGUCAUAGAUAUUUUGAUCAAGCUGAUACAAAUAGUAGAUAAAGAGAUGAAAGAAAAGCUACGGCACGUUUUACGCAGCUACUAUGAUAGAGUCUAUCGUCAGAAUAUCCCCAAGUUUGACCUGACAUCAAAUCAUACGCCUUAUGCUGUAUUGUCCGCUAUACCUGUUGAAUCGCUCACAUUGCCACUUGCUGAAUUAUACAAAGAAUACCCGCUACCAGGGCCUGCCAUGAUGUAUGAUGUGUUGCACCAUUCCCUGGUUAAGAUAAUCAAAGCACCUUAAUUUAUAUAUUUUUCAUUGAUAGAUCAUUUUCAGCACUGUAAUAAAUUCAUUCCC